GCAUGCACACGGUACAUCAUGUUUUGAUUUCGUGGGCCACAAGAGAUCAGCUUGUUUCCUCCGUGGGUUUGCAACCCCGAAUCGUGCAAAACUUGUGUUCUAUUUCAUUCGAGAGUCCGUCGAAGGUGAUAUAAGCGCCAAUAUCGGUAUUGUGCGGCCAGUUCGGAGGUAACAGCCAGCCAGUUAUAAGUUCUGUCAUCGAUGCGCCAAGUAGCUCUGUGUCAACACAAGACAUCUCCAUGGGUUUCCUUUAGUUGGAUGCACGGAAAGUUACCUUCUAUCUGAUGUCUUUCGGAGGCGCGUGCACGUUUUUCAAAAUAGGCAACACGUUCACUUAUGACAAUAUUCCAAGUAUUCAUUGACAGAUCACUGCUAUUGUUCAAAUGUUGAGAUUUUACGGACAUUUCCAUGUACGCUCGUAGCGUGCUUUUUGCCAAUGUCGUUUGCAUGCCUCCCCCAAAAAAUGUCACAUCGUCCAUAGACUGUGUGGGGUACGCCAGUAAGUCUAUAACACAACUCGGUGUUUCUCUAAUGUAGAGAACAUGACACUAAAACUGGUGUCAAAAGUUGUCUAAAAUGGCCAUGUGUGGGUCAGCCAAGAGAACCCACAGACUUCAGUUUCGAACCGUACUGUGGCUCAUAGUGCUCUUGUACAUCUGUACCUUCUGCGUCAUUCUUCCGCUCUCUUGCUGGAACCGACCAUUCUCCCGCUUCUAUUUGAAGUCUAGCCGCACCGUUGAGGGAGCCAUAUUUAAUGACGUCACCCAAGGUCAAAGGGCAGAUGACUAUUUCGAGCGUCUCGAUUCAGAGUCGUCGCUAGUGUUUCACACCAAACCUCUGGUGCAGAGGCAGCAGAACCCGCCCAAGUACGCCAUCGGGGUCAUCACUGUCAAGCGAAAAUCGUCACAAUAUAAGAAGUACGACCCGAGAUAUCUGACCCGAGUCGUUGCCGAGUUCGACAGAUUACUAAAGGCAGUUGAGCGGAGAGACGUUGUGUUACUCGUGUGCAACGCGGAGAGCGUGCCAGGCCACCACAAGGAGGCAGAGCGUCUCGCGAAAUACGUGCACGUCGUGAGCAAGAGAGGACACGACCCACACCCGUCUGAUGACGCCCGCGAGCAGGAAAAACGCGACUACGUCUUCUGCAUGAGUCAGAUGGAGACCUUCAACGCAGAGUACACCAUACUAGUUCAGGACGAUGCCUUGCCCUACCCACAAUUCUUAGCGUCCCUGGAUCGGCUCCUGGACACCCGCGUCGAAAAUAAGAUGAUACAUGGUAGGUUGGUGCCGAACCCGGAAACUUGGGCGGCGGUGAAAUUUUACUUCCCUGAAAAGUGGCAGGGGUACGGAAACGAAGCCUUCCUCAUCACUGAAUUAUUAUCGGCCGCCAUUUUUGGAGGCGGAAUUUUACACGGACUUUUAAGACUCCUCGUUGGCUCGGAUCUCAACUGGAUUCAAACUUUCUGUAUUUUUACCCUCUUGUGCAUUUUCUGUGGUGCUUUAAUGUUCGUUAUUGGACGGCCGUACUUAUUGAUGCUACGUCGGCUUUCGGUCGAUUUGUACUCCACGCGCGGCGCUCCCGAGUGUUGUAUACCCGCUGUCCUGUACAGGACUCAAUCGCUACCUCGCAUCCGGGAACAUCUCGGGGGCAUCACAUGCAGUAACAAGCGCCCCCUCGAUAUUGAAAUCAGUCGGUUUUUACGCAGUGUCGGGGUGAGGCAGUAUCUUGUCAUGCCGAAUUUGUUCAACCACAUUGGCAUGGUUUCAUCUUUACACAAUGAUGUUAACAGUCCGCACUCAUUUCUGGGUUGAAUGCAUGGCCUUGGAAAAUCAUGUGAUGUCGUCUGCUGGAUCCCUAAAUAAUGCCACACCCAAAACAUCAUUAUCCUUUUUUUAGAAAGUGGAUGCAGUAGAAGGAUAACAAAUGCUUAAGGGUGACAAGGUGGCACCCGUCGGAAUAUUGAUCUGAAAGGUCCAAAUGACAAGAAAAUGCAAAAGGGCAAUUCCACGGUUACU
This is a messenger RNA of Patiria miniata (bat star), 2016 nucleotides long. RefSeq names its product post-GPI attachment to proteins factor 4-like. Gene Ontology annotation, biological process: GPI anchor biosynthetic process. Lineage: Eukaryota; Metazoa; Echinodermata; Asteroidea; Valvatida; Asterinidae. The record is from RefSeq and is a predicted model, not a curated record. The transcript has 2 exons. Gene Ontology annotation, molecular function: glycosyltransferase activity. The coding region runs from base 577 to 1812 and encodes 411 amino acids. Gene Ontology annotation, cellular component: Golgi membrane.